This is a messenger RNA of Musca domestica (house fly), 1230 nucleotides long. Its product is annotated as stress-activated protein kinase JNK-like. Lineage: Eukaryota; Metazoa; Arthropoda; Insecta; Diptera; Muscidae. Gene Ontology annotation, cellular component: nucleus; cytoplasm. The transcript has a single exon. Bases 77 to 1192 code for a protein of 371 amino acids. Gene Ontology annotation, biological process: JNK cascade; protein phosphorylation. Gene Ontology annotation, molecular function: ATP binding; JUN kinase activity. The record is from RefSeq and is a predicted model, not a curated record.
UCGUUAUCUGACAACGACAGUUCUAGUUCUCAUAACCUAUCAAAGAGUAGUAAAGAAUAAGAAAAAAUUAAAAAAAAUGUCCGACUUACCCCACAAGGAUUUCUAUACGGUGGAAGUGGGCGACACCAAUUUUACAGUGCCAAUUCGUUAUCAAAAUAUUUCGCCCAUUGGCAUGGGAGCUCAGGGAAUUGUGUGCUCAGCUUUGGACGCCACCACGAAAACCAAUGUGGCCAUUAAAAAACUAUCGAAACCCUUUCAAAAUGUUGUACAGGCCAAGCGGGCGUAUCGCGAAUUGAAGCUCAUGAAACUGGUCAAUCACAAGAAUAUCAUUGGCCUACUGGAUGUGUUCACGCCCAGCGACAGUUUGGAAGAAUUUCAGGAUAUGUAUUUGGUAAUGGAACUAAUGGAUGCAAAUCUCAGUGCCGUUGUGGGGAUUGGUUUGGAUCACAAUCGUCUCUCGUAUCUGAUAUAUCAAAUACUAUGCGGCAUUCGCCAUCUCCACUCGGCUGGGAUAAUACAUCGGGAUUUGAAACCCUCCAACAUUUGUGUGAAUGCCAAUUGUUCGUUGAAAAUUCUCGAUUUCGGUUUGGCACGCACGGCGGCGGAACCGACUUUCCUUAUGACUCCAUAUGUGGUGACACGUUACUAUCGAGCUCCGGAAAUUAUUCUCGGUAUGCCGUACAAGGAAAAUGUGGACAUUUGGUCGGUGGGCUGUAUCAUGGGUGAGCUAAUACGUGGCGGGGUUCUGUUCAAAGGCUCCGAUCACUUGGAUCAAUGGAUGAAAAUCAUCCAACAAAUCGGCAGUCCAGAUAAAAGUUUUUUCGCCGACUUAGUACCGAAUGUUCGACAAUAUAUUGAAAAUUUGAACCAAUAUGAAGGAUAUUCCAUUGAACGUUUAUUUCCCGAUGCAUUGUUCCAUGUGGAUGAGGAAAAUGACGACGAAGAGGAUGAAGAUGAAUAUCAAAGAAACACAGAUAAUGCCCGAGAUUUAUUGGCUCGUAUGCUAACCAUUGAUCCAAAGCAUCGAAUUUCAAUAGAUGAGGCCUUGAACCAUAGAUAUAUUAAUGUUUGGUACGAACAGGAGGAGGUCGAUGCACCCAUACCACAAGUUUUUAGCCUGGAUGUCGAUGAAAGGGGUCACAGCAUUGCGGAGUGGAAGAAAAUCAUUUAUGAGGAAAUAAAAAAUGCCUGAGAUCAUAAAAUAAACAUCAAAUUGAAAAAAAGAAUGAC